This is a messenger RNA of Leucoraja erinaceus (little skate), 2213 nucleotides long. Its product is annotated as perforin-1-like. The coding region runs from base 31 to 2091 and encodes 686 amino acids. The transcript is spliced from 3 exons. NCBI's taxonomy places the organism in Eukaryota, Metazoa, Chordata, Chondrichthyes, Rajiformes, Rajidae. The record is from RefSeq and is a predicted model, not a curated record.
UUGGCCUGGGCAGAACAAUUCCCAAACUAGAUGGUAAUGUUUCCCGGACAAGAUGCUUUCCACAGCCGGGACAAGUUGCGUAACUUGCAUGCUUGGCCCUGGGCCCCAAAGUGUGUCAUUCCUCGGGAUCUGCAUUACUCGGACUCUGCCCCUCUGGAACACGGUUCGUCAUUCACACUCUUACCCCCUUCUCUCUCUCUCAGCAGAGACCCCAAAGACGUGCCCAUGGCUGCCCGCUGUUGGUGCCCGCCCUUGGUGCUGAUCUCCCUGCUGCUGCUGGCCCCUCGCCCGGUCUCCAGCGUGUGCGGGACAGGCACGGCCAAUGAGUGCAAAGCUGCGACCCCGAUGCCGGGGGUGGAGAUGGUGGGCGAGGGCUUUGACGUGGUCCACAUGCGUGGGACGGGCACCUGGGUGGUGGACACCCGGUCCUGGCAGCUGCCGGAUGGGGGCUGCACACUGUGCCACAACGAUCAGCUGGGGGGCAAGCGUCAGCGGCUGCCCCAAGCCGUGAAACACUGGCAGUCGGCGAAGGACUGUCGGCGUUACCUGUCCGGCCAGACCUACGAUUCAGCGGAGGAGGUAAGCAAGUCGGUGAGUAGCGGGCUGGACAGCAGCUGGAGCUCCAACCUGGACGUGGCGCACACGGAUAUGGCUGCCGUGGUCUUUGCUGCCGGCUCGCUCUCCCAGCAGGCCGAAUUUGCCCGGCAGAAAGCCUCCAGCGACCGCUACAGUUUCAGCCGCCUGUCCUUCAGCUGCGGCCUGUACAAGGCACGGCUGGGGCACCAGCCACCGCUGCAUCCGCACCUGCAGAAGCGUCUGCGCAACCUGCCCAGUACCGGUGGCACCAGCGAAGCCGACGCCCUCUACAGCAGCUUUCUGUGCACCUUUGGCACCCACUAUGUGGCAGCCGUAGACCUGGGCGGCUCCUACACUGACCUCACCGCCCUCCGCACCUGCAAGAUCGCCCUCAACGGGCAAACCCUGGAGGUGGUGAAAGACUGCCUGGAGGCGGAGGUGCUGACGAAGAUGACGGGCAAGGUGGACUCUGGCACCAAGGGGCAACACUGCAGCCAAUACCGCAGCAAGAUGGAGGACAAGCUGACCUUCCACCAGACCUACAGCGAACGCCUCACGGAGGUGACGGGCGGCAGCCCAGGCAGCAUGGACAACCUCUUCAACCCCUCUUCCUCCUCUGACUCCUUCUACCUCUCCUCCAGAGACUCCUUACCUUCCUGCAACGUCGACUUUACCUCCGAUAACUCUUCUGACUCACACUCCCCCUCCAACUCCAACCAUUUCUCCAUCCUCUCCUCCUCCAACUCCCUCCCCUCCUCCAACAACUCCCUACCUUUCUCCGACUCCUUCUUCGACUCCUCUUCCCCCGGCGGCUCUUCGGCCUACACCUCCUGGCUGUCCUCGCUGCCCGCGCACCCUGGGGUGCUGCACCGCAAACUGGAGCCGCUCCACCUGCUCCUGCCCUCCAACGACCCGCGGCGGGGCCUGCUGAAGGCGGCCAUCAGCCGCCACCUCCUGCAGGCGGGAGAGAAGGCGAUGAUGAAUCAAUGCCGCGGGGUCGGGACCGAGCCGUGCCCGGCGGGCGGCAAACCUGACCCGAGUAGGCCCGGCAGCUGCCGUUGCCAGGGGCAACGGUGGGUGAGAGCCGCCUCCAGGCCCCGCCGGCGGAGCUGGGGGUCGCUGCAGGUGGAGGUCCAGCGGGCUCACGCGUUGCCGGGCGACUGGUUUUCGGAGGCCGACGCCUAUGUGCGCCUGAGCGUGGAGCCGGCGGGAAACAGCGCGACCACCCGCGUCGUGUGGAACAACAACAACCCCGUGUGGAACGAAACCCUGGACCUGCACCAGGUGGAUCUGGUGAGUCUGGCCGCCAGUGACACUGUGCUCACCGUCGAGGUGUGGGACAGCGGUAGCUUCUGGGCCGACGCGCUGCUCGGCUCGUGCCAGGUGCACCUGUCCUCCGGCCAUCGCGAUCACGUGUGUAGCCUGAAGCACGGUAGCCUCACCUACUCGCUCACCCUCACCUGUGGCCCACACCUGGGCGGCGACCUGUGCCAGGAGUACAUGCCUGGUAGAUGAGGCCCGGGCCCCUCCCUCCCUCCUCGCUCUCCCCCCGCAUCCCCUCACUCCUCACCCCUCUUCACCCCCUCCCACACCCUCCACUCACCUGCAGCCCGCAUCUGGACGGUGACCUGUGCCAU